AUGGAGGAUCUUGUCGACGCUUCGCUUAUACCCGACGAGAAUGGGAUACUGGACUUGCAGGACAAGCACUGGGUGACGCUGGACGAAGUCGUGUGGACCUACGCACACGCACUGUUGGUGCUCAAUGUAUCGCGUAACCAGCUCGUACACAUUUCUGAAUCUAUUGGCAACCUAGAACUGCUCCGUGAGCUUUUGUUGGCCAACAAUCGCAUCGCGUCACUCCCUGUACAGAUCGCUCGCUGUGUGAAUUUGCGCAAGUUGGAUCUCCACCGCAAUCGCCUGGAGCAGCUCCCCAGUGAAUUACAGUAUUGUGAGCGCCUAGAAGAUCUGGAUGUGUCCUACAACGACCUCACAACGAUACCGCCAGAGCUCGGACGGCUGCAACACCUUCGCGUGCUCAACGUGCGCUACAACAAACUCACUUUACUUCCACACACGCUAUGCGACUGCCUAUUACUAGAAGAAGUUUGCUGCGAAGGCAACGAUGGACUCACAGAUAUUCCUGAGUCUUUACGCAGCAACACAAAGCUGGUGUUGUGGAUCUGUAGCACCGUCAAGCGACAUCGUGCAGAGGUGACGGAGUUAAUUGAGAUCAACAGCGAGUUGGAGCGCAUGGCGCGACUUGGAGACGAAGAACGACUGAAACUUCGCGAAGAGAUCAGCGACUUACAACGCAAAAAGCAGGCAUUAGAAGACGAGCGGCCACACAACUACCUGUUCGUCAAAAAGCACGUUGUGAGGGUCACAUCCGAGGUGUGCAACUUGAUGUAG
This is a messenger RNA of Phytophthora nicotianae INRA-310, 771 nucleotides long. RefSeq lists its product as hypothetical. The coding region runs from base 1 to 771 and encodes 256 amino acids. The transcript has a single exon. NCBI's taxonomy places the organism in Eukaryota, Oomycota, Peronosporomycetes, Peronosporales, Peronosporaceae. The record is from RefSeq and is a predicted model, not a curated record. Gene Ontology annotation, molecular function: protein binding.